This is a messenger RNA of Paramuricea clavata, 281 nucleotides long. Lineage: Eukaryota; Metazoa; Cnidaria; Anthozoa; Malacalcyonacea; Plexauridae. The record is from the annotation of a GenBank genome assembly.
UGAUCGUUGUGGUCUGGUCCACUCGUGUAACUGCCAUUGAGGCAAAAUUGAACGAAAACUCUGGUGCAACGUCCCAGUAUUCCGGCGAAUUCGACGAUGAUCAACUAUCAAUUCACCCGUCAGACUCGCCGAAGGAAUUCGACAAUAUAAAUAUUGUUGUCAACAAUCCCGCCUUUGAGGCUCCUUUAGCUGGCUCUUUGCCACCUUUAGACGGCGUUGAGCCGACAAAUAUAAACGAAAUCACUAACCCGAACGUUGUCGUUUCUGAGGAAGGAACUUAA